Molecule: messenger RNA, 1515 nt
Organism: Myripristis murdjan (pinecone soldierfish)
Lineage: Eukaryota; Metazoa; Chordata; Actinopteri; Holocentriformes; Holocentridae
Gene: gabarapa
Product: GABA(A) receptor-associated protein a
Exons: 4
Coding region: 150-518 (122 amino acids)
Source: RefSeq, a predicted model, not a curated record
GCAGUCGCACUAGGAAAACAGCUGUGGCAAGCUAACGCUAGCUAGCAUCGUUUGUUUUUGUCGUGUGGCAACGAUUUUGGUCCGUUCCCUGAGCAGACACAAUCAUACACUUCGGAGUGACCGACUAGCUGUCUGUCAUUUCUUCGACGAUGAAGUUUCAGUACAAGGAGGAGCACCCCUUUGAGAAGAGACGGUCCGAAGGCGAGAAAAUAAGGAAGAAGUAUCCGGAUAGGGUACCAGUAAUUGUGGAGAAAGCCCCUAAAGCCAGAAUAGGAGAUCUGGACAAGAAAAAAUACCUUGUCCCAUCCGACCUGACAGUGGGCCAGUUUUACUUCCUCAUCCGAAAAAGAAUCCACUUGCGAGCUGAGGAUGCUCUCUUCUUCUUUGUAAACAACGUCAUUCCACCCACCUCAGCCACCAUGGGCCUGUUGUACCAGGAGCAUCAUGAAGAGGACUUUUUCCUCUACAUUGCCUACAGUGAUGAGAGCGUGUAUGGGGAUAGCCAAAGGGAAAUCUGAUCCCACUACCAUCUCCCCCACUCCCCCACCCCCCACCUAUACAACUCUCCAAGACCUCCACUAUUCAUUAAAAUAUUAAAUCCAGCUCAGCAGCCUAGAGUUCCCAGAGUAAAUAUGUCAAAUGCACUUUCAUCACCCCCCCUCCCAUCCAUUAUGUUUUUAUUAUUCCUCUGCAGUCUGAAUUGUAUUUUCCUCCAGUUUAUUUCUCUUUUCAAUAGUGACUUAUGUUAUUAAGCGGUCUUAUGGCCAGUUUUUUUUUUUUUUUUCUUUUCCCUAAGUGUACUGAUCACGCUUUACUUACAAAACUGAGAACGAAUAGGUGCCACUUUGAAAUUGGUGUUAAAACUAUGCCGUGAUUAUAGUUAUUUCAGAGGUAAGGGAAGAAAGGCGUAGUAUGUGAAUAAGUUAAAAUCAGCUAUUAUAGUCAUUGGUGCUCCAGUCUUGAUAAGUUGUCUGAGGAUGUAAUGAAUUUGAGCAGGGUGGGAAAUUUGCAUGGCAGGUUUAUCUGGCAGGUAAAUGUGUCUGUUCUAUCAGGUAUUUUGACAGCUAACCAAUAGUUAUACUGCAUUUAAAAUAAGAUAAGAUAUUCCUUUAUUAGUCCCACAGUGGGGAAAUUUCUUUUCCCUAAAACUAAAGUGGCCAGUUCAUUUUUUUUUUUUUUAAAUGAGGAUCUUAGUUUCUUAUCCUGCGUCUGACCUUUGCAAGGAGUACAAUAGAAUUCAGACUAAACAAUCAUCCUCCCUCUGUCUCUGCUUUCAGUGGUAAGGUCAUUACUUUGAUUGCUAUUAUAAUUAUCGUUGUUAUUAUUGUUCUUAAUUUUAGAUGGCUUAAUUUCUAAAGGUAUUGUAAAGCUGAGUGCAAUUUUUUUUUCUUUUUUAAGUUUUGUUUCCUUUUUUUAAAAAACAACAAAAAAAAUAUUGAACUCUGUAUACAGCUGCAUUACUGGCUCUUUCUGUCCACUCAUGACCAUACAUGAUAAAAUGUGAUAAAAACCUAA